This is a messenger RNA of Syngnathus typhle (broad-nosed pipefish), 2727 nucleotides long. Its product is annotated as small conductance calcium-activated potassium channel protein 1-like. Gene Ontology annotation, molecular function: calmodulin binding; small conductance calcium-activated potassium channel activity. Gene Ontology annotation, cellular component: plasma membrane; neuronal cell body; neuron projection. Lineage: Eukaryota; Metazoa; Chordata; Actinopteri; Syngnathiformes; Syngnathidae. The record is from RefSeq and is a predicted model, not a curated record. The transcript is spliced from 9 exons. Gene Ontology annotation, biological process: potassium ion transmembrane transport. Bases 569 to 2467 code for a protein of 632 amino acids.
UUGUAGGUCUCCUCAUUACACACGUGCUGACCAAAUUUGAUGUUAAGUCCAACUUUUUCCAAAACUUGACUAUUAUCAAAUAAUCUGUCGCUUAAAUUGAGUUUGCUAAAUGGUGAGGCGAUAAUUAUUGGAGGAAAGAUGAUUGUUUGCUAAAUCUGCAAGUUGAGUCUGCGCCAUCACUAAGCCCGGCUUUUAGGAAGACGUCCGGAUGGCGGGACGGCGGCCAGGGGCAUGACAUGGAUAUAAGUCUGGUCAGUGAUCACAUGUCAUAUAUACACAAGAAGCUCAUAACCUCAUCAGGAAUGUGGGCGGAGCUCCGACAGGCUGCUGGUGGGUGGACAGGUUUGUUCGGAGGGAGCGUGACCAUUGUUAUUGGAUUUGAUGAUGUGAUUGCAUCACACCACUCCUGUACGUUCAUCAUAUCAAGUGUUUAAUCUUUUUUCUUUUUUAAAGGACGUGCAACAGGACAUAUUUUUUUAUUAGUAUUCCACAGACAGCAGGAUUUUUCCAAAUCUCAAGAAAUAGCAAAUUCAGAGCUUGUUUUAUAAGGUUGAGCCCAUCCGUCACCAUGGAGCGCUCCUCCACCUCCAUGGUCAACAUUUCCCUGGUGGACGAAUGCGAGGUGGAGGAGCAGCGUUCGCUGCUGCCUCCCGCCAGAACACUCUCCCCCCGACGGGCCUGCCCUCCCCAGUGCGGAAUCUGCCCGGCCGUUCAGAGGUGUGUGGAUCGCACGGUGUGGCUGGACCGGACCCAAGCCAUGGCCACCAUGCCUUUAUACAACGGCCACCGGUGCACCCGAGCCCCGCCGUGCUCCCCCAGGAGGGCCGACAAAGUCAAAUGCAAGGAGAAGAAACGUCAGAGAAAGGAGCAUAAAGCCAAGGCUUCUGGAGCUUCCAGAAUCCAGGUCUGCACUUUAAAUGACAGGUCCCCCUUCAAAACCUCCGCCAGGCCCUCGGUCCAAAGCCUCCAGUGGCAGAAGAUGAGCCAGAGCCUCCCGGAGAUCAUCGUCACCAGCAGGGACGACGAGCCGCCCCAGGAAUCGCCCCCGAGCCAGGAUCGGGGUCCUCUACCGGGAGCGCCCUGCCAUUCCGACCCCAAACACAAGACGGAGUCCAAGGAUGACCACUACUGGAAGACGCACAGCAUCGGGUGGCGGCUGCUGCGUAGGAGGGCGCUCUUCCUCCGCAGGCAGCGGCUUAACGACUGCGCUCUGGCCGUGGGGAUUUUUGGCGUGUUCAUGAUGGUCACGGAAACGGAACUCUCUUGGAGUGUCUACAGCAAGAGCUCCAUCUACUCACUCACACUCAAAUCCAUCAUCAGCCUUUCCACCAUCCUUCUGCUGGGCCUCAUCAUAGCGUACCACUGCUGCGAGGUGCAGCUCUACGUCCACGACAGCAGCGCGGAGGACUGGCGCAUCGCCAUGACGACGGAGCGCCUGACCCUGAUCGCCCUGGAGCUGGCGGCGGUGGCAAUCCAUCCGUACCCGGUGGGCCUGGUGGCCUACAUCCAACAGCAGAAGGCGCAGACGGCGCUGUCCGAGACGGAGCUGGAGAUCGUGCUGGCGCUGCCAAUGUUCCUUAGGCUUUACCUGCUAGGCCGCGCCAUGAUACUACACAGCAGGCUCUUCACCGAUACGGCGUCGCGUAGCAUCGGGGCGCUCAAUAAGAUCCACUUCAACGGCCGCUUCGUGGGCAAGACCCUGAUGACCACCUACCCCGGCACCGUGCUGAUGAUCUUCAGCGUCUCGCUGUGGAUCGUGGCGGCCUGGGGGCUGCACGUAUGCGAGAGGCAUCACAACUACAGGGACCUAAGCAGCAACUACAUGGAGGCCCUUUGGAUGGUGUCAGUCACCUUCCUGUCCAUCGGCUAUGGAGACGUGGUGCCUCACACCUACUGCGGACGCAGCAUCUGCCUCCUCACCGGGAUCAUGGGGGCCGGCUGCACCGUCCUUGUGGUGGCGGUGGUCGCCAAGAAGCUGGAGCUAACGCGGGCUGAGAAGCACGUGCACAAUUUCAUGAUUGACUCGCACAUCUCCAAAAGGAUGAAGAACGCGGCGGCAAACGUGCUGAGGGAGACUUGGUUCAUCUACAAGCACACCAAGCUCUCCAGGGAGAAAGAUCUCACCAUGGUCCGCAUGCACCAACGCAAACUGAUGCUCGCCAUCCACCAGCUCCGGCGCGUCAAGAUGGACAAACGAAUCCUAGCAGACCAGGGCAGCACGCUGGUGGACCUCUGCAAGGUGAGAGAGGCAAGUGCACUAACUGCUGAGCAAAUCUCCAGCCGAUUGCCAACGCACCGUUGUUGUGACCUGUGUCUCUUCUGGGACCCUCCCAGUUACAAACGGCGCUGUCCGACGUGCUGGUGGAGGUGCAGGGCUGCCGGGCCGAGCUGGACACGCACGUCCACGGCCUGGAGAAACACGUGGAGGAGCUGCGCGAGGGCUUCCGAGGCCUCAUGCCGCUACUGACCAGUACCUUGUCCACGCAGAAUUCAUCCAUACGCCACCUGCUGCGUGAGAGGGAGAAAACAGACGCUGCCGGAAGGAAUGAGGAGAGGUAGAAUGAAAAGCGGGUGUCUGGCACCCUCUAGUGGAGGCGUGGGGACAUGCUGCUCGUUUAGUGAAAUAAUAGUGGACUUGAACCAAAACUUUUCUGGAAACGUUUAUGUUCGAAAAAUGUUUUCUAGGUCACAUUAUUGGUGGUGGUCAAUUGUGCCAUUAAAUUCAAG